Molecule: messenger RNA, 2175 nt
Organism: Trypanosoma rangeli
Lineage: Eukaryota; Euglenozoa; Kinetoplastea; Trypanosomatida; Trypanosomatidae
Exons: 1
Coding region: 1-2175 (724 amino acids)
Source: RefSeq, a predicted model, not a curated record
AUGUCCAGACUGUUCCAGCGACUCAUAGAACUCGGAGAGGAGCGUCCUGCUGCAGACGCCCUAUCGACCUCGUCGGACGUCAAUGGGAACGCAACGAGGGAAGAGCUGGCUGCAGAGUUGUUGCAGCUUCGGGCUCGGCUGGUGGAGCAGAAGAGCUUGUACGAUGACUUGUUUGCCGAUGCAACUGCGCUGCGCUUGGAGUACGACGCCUUCAGACGCACCGCUGAGCGGGAAAAGCGUGUGUCUAUGCAGCAACGUGCCAACGACAAACGCGUGUUAGAGGAGUUGCGCCGCGCAGGUCCCUUGGGGAAGACGGACGAGGUGUACGCGACGCUGACAGAGGCCAAACUGGCCGACCUGCAGGCCCAGCUUCAGAAGGCUGUGGAAAAGGAGGAAAAGGCGCACAAGCGGCAGCUUGAGGCGGAGCAGGCGCGUCUGGUGGCGGAGGCCUCCAAGAAGGAGGAUGUGCAGAAGUUGUGCCAACAGUUCGAGCGCUUCAAGGAGGCGAUGCAGCACCGCAACGAGGAGUUGGAGCGGCAACUUCUUGAGGCGCGCGCGGCGGCAGCGGUUGGGGGAACAGUGGCGGAGGAGUCAUUGCCUGAAAAAGAAGAGGCACUUGCGCCAAACGGUAGCGCUGAUGGGGACUUGAAUGCAAACGACGACGCCACGGCCUCCACAAGUGAGCGGACGCCGCAGGUGCAGGCGUCGUUGGUGGCUGCGUUGCAGCGCGAGAAACAGUUGCGGGCGGAGCUUGUUGCGGAACGGGAUCGCAGUCAAAGCAAGCUGGAGGGGGUGAAGUGGGAGCACAUGGAGGCCGAGAAGAAGGUGGCUGAGCUAAAGACGGAGAUGGACACAUUGCGCUCAAAGGUGGCGCAGCUAGAAAAUAUCAUUGAGGCCAAGGCGGAGGAGUAUGAACUGAGGGAAAAGGAUUACCAACUCAUAAUACGACAGAGCGAGGACAAUAUCACACGUCUGAGGUUAGAAUUACAGGAGGCAAAACACAUCGCGGAAAGUAAAUGCCAGGAGUGGGAGCAGGCGUUGGCUCGCGAGCAGGAAAUGGAGGCGAGACAUGCUGCAGUGGCCGGCGACGCGGAAUGCCUCAAAAAGGCUACCAAUGAAGCACUGGAGGAGCAGCGUGUACGCUUCGAGGGUCUGCUGCAGGAGCGUGAAGGUCUGCUUCAGGAGCAGCAAAGUGCAUGCCAUGCGUUGGGGGCGGCUUUGCAGCAUGUGCGGGAGGAUAAUCGUAAGCAGGCGGAUCGCCUUGAGGAGCUUCGUCAGGAGUUGGAGCAGGCCCAGCUUUUGAAUAGUGAGAUGGAACACAUGCAGGUGCAGAGUCAGCGCCUCAUUGUGCUCCGCGAGGAGGAACUCAUGUCAAAGGAGGAAGAGCGACAAGGACUUCGGCAGCGGCUGCGCGAGGAGGAGGAGGCGCACGCGCGCACGCGGGAGCGCAUGCGUGAGCUGGAGCUGCACCAUAGCGAGGCUGAGCUCCUCCGCUCCGGACAAGUGACUGUUUCAGCGGAGACAGCAGCUGGGGCCGCCGCUCUCGAGCGGGAGUGCAGCCCUACAGAGGCGAAGGUGGCUGCACAGGAGGCAGAGGAGCUGCAGCGAAGGGAUCAAUCCAUACGACAGCUGCAGUUCCAGCUAGAUGACUUGAUCGCACAGAACGCGAGGUUUGCCUUUUACCGCGAGGAACAGGCCGCUAAGACGCGUCAGUUUGAGGCCCGCAUUCGCGAGCUGGAGGCGGAGCGCUCUGCGGUGAUGCUUCAACGCUCGCUGGCAGAAAGUACCUCCAUCGCAGAGCGGUCCCACGCCUCGCGCCAGGUGACGGCGGAAACUGCAAUGGGCAGCGGCGUGGCGACUUCGCUCGAAACGUUGUAUGCGGCACCCUCCGAGCGGGCUCGACAGCAAUUUGUUUCUCAGGCUGUCAUGUCCGCCAAGAAAUUGCGGUUCUCCGCAUCCUCGCGCCUCCGCCGACUCACCGUAACUUCGUUAGCGUGCAUUGUUUUUGUGCUCUUGGCCACGACAUACUUUGCCGCCCCCCCCAGCACUCAGUCCCUGGAGAAAGCGGAGGCGGCGAUGGAGUCGCUCAGGGAGCGGUACACGGCGGCCUCUACGGCGCUGCAGCAAUGCCGGGCCCUCCUCUCGGAACGCCGUGACAAAGAAAAAAACCAUUGA